Molecule: messenger RNA, 886 nt
Organism: Erigeron canadensis
Lineage: Eukaryota; Viridiplantae; Streptophyta; Magnoliopsida; Asterales; Asteraceae
Product: lamin-like protein
Exons: 2
Coding region: 116-631 (171 amino acids)
Cellular component (GO): plasma membrane
Molecular function (GO): electron transfer activity
Source: RefSeq, a predicted model, not a curated record
ACCCCAAAUAUAUAUCCUCACUCAUUCACUCAAAACCACUUCUAGAAAAUACUAAAACCUCGAUAUCCCACAAACACCCAUUUCACAUCACACAAAAUUCAAAUUAAUCCAAAAAAUGGGGCGCACGAAAUUGACAACAAUGGUGGGCUUAGCAAUCUUGGCCACAUUGCUUGUGAUGUUACCUCAAGUUUCCGCUAAAAGAUUCAUUGUGGGUGGAAGUAUGGGGUGGGCACCUAAUUUUAAUUACACUCUUUGGGCUGGAAAUCAAACAUUUUACUUUGGAGAUUGGCUUUUUUUCGUGUAUGACAGAAACCAGCAAGACAUAUUGGAAGUCAACAAGACCAACUACGAGACUUGCAAUGCUGAGCAUCCAGUUCACAAUUACACCACAGGAGCCGGAAGAGAUGUCGUGCCACUCAAUGUCACCCACGACCGCUACUUCAUUAGUAGCAAAGGCUCUUGCUAUGGUGGCAUGAAACUUCAUGUACAUCUCUCUCCUUUACCACCACCACCACGUGCCGCUCCUGCAAAGAGUGACUCUCCAAGAUUCACCGUUCUUAGAAGCCAGUUAAUGAUCCCUGCUAUCGUCACCAUUGCAGCCAUAUGGGAUUCACUUCUUUUGCAUGUCUGAUCCAGGAAUCAGUUCAGAACACAGAUAGCAAACAAAAAAUGUUGUUUUCUGAAUUCUUCAAUAGGUAGGUUUGAUUAGCCCAAACGGGUACAUUGUAUUUGGUUUUGUUUUUACUUUUUAUUCAUUUGGUUUGGUGUUGUUCAUCAUCAAAGUUUGACCAAAAGAUUUCAAAUUUGAUUUAUGGCUUUGAUUGUGUUGAGUAGAUGAAUGUAAUGUAACAAUUGAUUAUUACCAUUGGAUUAUUAUUUUAUUCCA